UUCCUGAAGUGGAAGGGAGCUCCCUGAUACUGCAGACUGCUUAAGGAAGAGGACUAAUUUUGCAUGCAUAAUACUAUUACCUUAUAAUAAUUGGAUCAGAAGAUGAACCCAAUGAAUCCUUUCAAUGGGCAGCAGCCUAGUGCUUUUCCAGCAUCUUCUAGUAGCUCCAUGGGAGCAUUUCCAACGAAGUCGCCAUUUCAGUUUGGUCAACCUUCUCUUUUUGGACAAAAUAAUACAUUAUCUGGGAAGAACUCAGGAUUUUCACAGGUAUCCAGCUUUCCACCAUCUUCUGGAGUAAGUCAUUCCUCUUCAGUGCAAACAUUAGGAUUCACCCAAACCUCAAGUGUUGGACUCUUUUCUGGACUUGAAAACACUUCCACCUUUGUAGCUACCUCCGGGGCUUCAAGUUCAUCUGUGCCCGGAAACCCAGGAUUUAGUUUUAAGUCACCCACCAAUGUUGGGGCUUUCCCAAAUACUUCUGCUUUUGGAUCGGAAGCUGGAGAAAUAGUGAGCUCUGGUUUUGGGAAAACAGAAUUCAGUUUUAAGCCUCUGGAAAAUGCAAUGUUCAGACCAAUAUUGGGGGCUGAAUCUGAACCAGAGAAAACCCAGGGCCAGAUUUCUUCUGGGUUUUUCACUUUUUCUCAUCCAAUUAGUAGUGGACCUGGAGGUCUUGCCUCUUAUUCUUUCCCUCAGGUGACAAGUAGUUCAGCUGCCAAUUCAAAUUUUACCUUUUCAAAACCAGUUAAUAGUAAUAAUUCAUUAUCUGCCUUUACCCCUGCUUUGCCAAGUCAAAAUAUAGAGGAAGAGAAGAGAGUACCUAAAUCGAUACUUGGAAGUUCUAAUAGCAGCUUCAGUAGUUUCCCUAUGUCAUCUUCUGGGGCUUUGGGUGAACCCUUCCCAGUCAGCAAAACAGGAGUCAGGCAAAGCUGUGAAGAAGCUGUCUCGCAGAUGGAGCCACUUUCCACCCUCAUGAAAGGACUGAAAAGGAAGGAGGACCAGGAUCGCUCCCCAAGGAGACAUGGCCAUGAAAUAGCAGAAGAUUCAGACCCUCUGUCCAGGGGAGACCAUCCUCCUGAUAAACGACCGGUCCGCCUUAAUCGACCUCGGACAGGCAAUUUGUUUGGUCGGACAAUACAGGAUGUUUUCAAAAGCAAUAAAGAAGUAGGUCGUCUGGGCAACAAGGAGUCUAAAAAGGAAAUUAGUUUUGUUGAGUCUGGGGAAAGUGACCAUAUGACCAUCACAGGAGGGAGUCAGUCUGUCCUAGCACCGUCCCGGCUUCCAGGUGCAAAUAAAGAGGAAGAAACUGAAAGCAGAGAUAAAAAAGAAGAUCCUUUAAGAGGGACUCCUAUGCGUCAGAGUAAAAGAAGUGAGAGCACAGACAGUCUUGGGGGCUUGUCUCCCAAUGAAGUAACAGCGAUCCAGUGCAAGAAUAUACCCGACUAUCUCAAUGACAGAACCAUUCUAGAGAACCACUUUGGCAAAAUUGCUAAGGUGCAGCGCAUCUUUACCCGGCGCAGCAAAAAGCUUGCUGUGGUGCAUUUCUUUGAUCAUGCAUCUGCAGCCCUGGCUAGAAAGAAGGGUAAAGGCUUGCAUAAAGACAUGGCUAUCUUUUGGCACAAGAAGAAAAUAAGCCCCAACAAAAAACCCUUUUCCCUGAAGGAGAAGAAACCAGGUGAUGGUGAAGCCAGCCAGGGCACAGAGGACGCACCCUUUCAGCAUUCCCCUCUUGGCAAGCCCUCAGGGAGGGCUGUAGCUGGCAGCCUCCUGAGUAAAAGCUCUCCAGUGAAGAAGCCAAGUCUUCUAAAGGCCCACCAGUUUGAGGGAGACCCUUUUGACUCAGGCUCUGAGAGCUCUGAGGGUCUUGGACAGUGUGUGUCAUCCCUCAGUACCCUGAUUGGCACCGUGGCUGAGACGUCUGAGGAGAAGUACCGCCUGCUCGACCAGAGAGACAGAGUCAUGAGGCAAGCUCGGGUGAAAAGAACUGAUCUAGAUAAGGCAAGGACUUUUGUUGGGACGUGCCCAGAUAUGUGUCCCGAGAAGGAGCGGUACAUGCGGGAGACCCGGAGCCAGCUAAGCGUGUUUGAAGUGAUCCCAGGGACUGACCAGGUGGACCAUGCAGCAGCCGUGAAAGAGUACAGCCGAUCCUCGGCUGAUCAGGAGGAGCCCCUGCCACAUGAACUGCGGCCCUCAGCAGUGCUCAGGAGGACCAUGGACUACCUGGUGACCCAGAUCAUGGACCAGAAGGAGAGUAGCCUGAGGGACUGGUAUGACUUCGUGUGGAAUCGCACACGUGGCAUCCGGAAGGAUAUCACACAGCAGCAUCUCUGUGACCCCCUGACGGUGUCCCUGAUUGAGAAGUGUACCCGAUUUCACAUCCACUGUGCCCACUUCAUGUGUGAGGAGCCCAUGUCCUCCUUUGAUGCGAAAAUCAACAAUGAGAACAUGACUAAGUGCCUACAGAGUCUGAAGGAGAUGUACCAGGACUUGAGAAACAAGGGCAUCUUCUGUGCCAGUGAAGCAGAGUUCCAGGGCUACAAUGUUCUGCUCAAUCUCAACAAAGGAGAUAUCCUAAGAGAAGUACAACAAUUCCACCCUGCUGUUAGAAACUCCUCCGAGGUGAAAUUUGCUGUUCAGGCUUUUGCUGCAUUGAACAGUAAUAAUUUUGUGAGAUUUUUCAAACUGGUCCAGUCAGCUUCUUAUCUGAAUGCUUGUCUUUUACACUGUUACUUUAAUCAGAUCCGCAAGGAUGCACUACGGGCACUUAAUGUUGCCUACACAGUGAGCACACAGCGCUCUACUGUCUUUCCUCUGGAUGGUGUGGUGCGUAUGCUGCUGUUCAGGGACUGCGAGGAGGCAGCCGACUUCCUCAACUACCAUGGUCUCACUGUUUCCGAUGGCUGCGUGGAGUUGAACCGGUCUACGUUCCUGGAACCAGAAGGAUUAUCCAAGGCCAGGAAGUCAGUAUUUAUCACCAGGAAGCUGACAGUGUUGGUUGGGGAAAUCGUGAAUGGAGGACCACUGCCCCCUGUCCCUCGCCACAUCCCUGUGUGCAGCUUCAACUCCCAGAACAAGUACAUGGGGGAGAGCCUGACUGCAGAGUUGCCCGUCGGCACUCAGAAACCCAGCCUGGAUGCAGUGGAUGGUGGGAGAGGAGAGGAGUGUAUCACAGAGUCCAAUGUACCCCUGCCUGGUCUCCUCCCACAGUCUCUCCCUGCCUCUGUGCCCUCACCAGCACCUCUGCCUCCAGUCCUGGCACUGACCCCAUCCACGGCUCCCAGCUUCUUUCAGCCCUCCAUGCAGCCUGAGCUGCUUCCUCCAAAGCCUGUGCCCGUGUACUCCGAUGCGGACCUAGCGCAGGUGGUGGAUGAGCUCAUCCAGGAGGCUCUGCAGAGAGACUAUGAGGAGGUCAGCUCUGCAGGGGCUGUCUACGCAGCCACAGCUCUGGGUGUUUCUAAUGCUGCUAUGGAGGAUCUACUAACAGCUGCAACCACAGGCAUGUUGAGGCACAUUGCAGCUGAGGAAAUGACUAAAGAAAGAGAGCGAAGGGAGCAGGAGAGGCGACAGGCUGAAGAAGAAAGGUUGAAACAAGAGAGAGAGCUGAUGUUAACUCAGCUGAGCCAGGGCCUGGCUGCAGAGCUGAUGGAACUCAUGGUGAUGGAGUUCGUGAGGGAAACCUGUUCCCAGGAGUUGAAGAAUGCAGUCGAGACAGACCAGAGGGUCCGCGUGGCCCGUUGCUGUGAGGAUGUCUGUGCCCAACUAGUGGACUUGUUCCUCAUAGAGGAAAUUUUCCAGACUGCAAAGGAGACACUCCAGGAACUUCAGUGCUUCUGCAAAUAUUUACAGCGGUGGAGGGAAGCUGUUGCAGCCCGGAAGAAACUGAGGCGCCAGAUGCGGGCUUUCCCUGCAGCACCCUGCUGUGUGGACGUGAAUGACCGGCUGAGGGCUCUGGCACCCAGUGCAGAAUGCCCCAUUGCUGAGGAAAACCUGGCCAAGGGCCUUCUGGACUUGGGCCACGCAGGGAAAGUAGGCAUUUCCUGUACCAGGUUAAGACGGCUCAGAAACAAGACGGCUAACCAGAUGAAGGUCCAGUACUUCUACCAGCAGCUACUAAGUGAUGUGGUGUGGGCGCCUCUGGACCUGCCAUCCCUCCUGGCUGAGCACCUCCCUGGGAGAAAAGAGCACGUGUUUUGGAAGCUGGUACUGGUGUUCCCUGAUGGAGAAAAGCAGGCCCCAGGGAGUCCUGGCAGAAUUCUAGCUAAUUGGUUAAAAGUCAAGUUCAUGGGAGAUGAUGGCUUGAUGGAUGACAUGUGCAGCGAUGCAGGUGGGAUUCAGACACUUGCACUUUUCAACACACUCAGUGGAAAAGGGGAUCAGACAAUUUCUGUCAACGUGUGUAUAAAGGUAGCCCAUGGCACGCUCAGUGACAGUGCCCUUGAUGCUGUGAAGACACAGAAGCACCUCCUGGGAGCUAGUGGGCUCAUACUGCUGCUUCCCCCUAAAGUGAAGAGCGAAGAUGUGGCAGAAGAGGACAUAUACUGGCUGUCUGCCUUGCUGCAGCUCAAGCAGCUCUUGCAGGCCAAGCCCUUCUACCCUGCACUUCCGCUGGUGGUUCUUGUGCCCAGCCCAGGAGAGGAUGCUGUUGAGAAGGAAGUAGAGGAUGGUCUGAUGCUACAGGAUUUGGUUUCAGCUAAGCUAAUUUCAGAUUACGCCGUUACUGAGAUCUCAGGUUCUAUUAAUGAUCUACAAGGUACAACUAAGGUUUCACAGGCAGUGCAGUGGCUGGUCUCCCACUGCCCCCGUGCCCUUGACCUUUGCUGCCAGACCCUGAUUCAGUACAUCGAAGAUGGGGUUGGCCGUGAGUUUAGCAGCCGUUUUUUCCAUGACAGAAGAGAGAGGCAUCUGGGCGGCCUGGCCUCACAGGAGCCCAGUGCUAUCAUUGAGCUAUUCAAUAGUGUGCUGCAGUUCCUGGCCUCCGUGGUAUCCUCGGAGCAGCUAUGUGACCUGUCCUGGCCUGUCACUGAGUUUGCUGAGGCAGGGGGCAGCCGACUGCUUCCUCAUCUACACUGGAAUGCCCCAGAGCAUCUGGCCUGGCUAAACCAGGCCGUGCUCAGGUUCCAACUUCCACAGAUGGACCUUCCACCCCCAGAGGCCCCUUGGCUUCCCGUGUGCUCCAUGGUUGUCCAGUAUGCCUCCCAGAUCUCCAGCUCACGCCAGACGCAGCCCGUCCUCCAGUCCCAGGUGGAAAACCUGCUCCAUAGAACAUACUGUAGGUGGAAGAGCAAGAGCCCCUCCCCAGGCCAAGGGGCAGGGCCGUCCGUCAGUGAGAUCCCAUGGGAUGAUGUGAUCGCCCUGUGUAUCAACCACAAGCUGAGAGACUGGGCACCCCCUCGACUUCCUGUCACAUCAGAGGCACUGAGUGAAGAUGGUCAGAUAUGUGUAUAUUUUUUUAAAAACUAUUUGAAGAAAUACGAUGUUCCUUUGUCAUGGGAACAAGCCAGAUUGCAGACGCAGAAGGAGCUACAGCUGAGUCAGGGACGUUUGGGAAUAAAGCCUUUUCAUCCUUCUGCAAAUGAUUGUCCUACUCCGUUGCUUCACAUGUACCAUAAGGGGAAGAGAAGCACAGAGCGUGGCCCAGAGGGGAAGAUUCCCAGCUCAGAGGAUCUGACACAGGGAGCUUCUGCCGAGGAACUGCUGACACAGUGUCUGUCUAGCAGUCUGUUGCUGGAGAAGGAGGAGAACAAGAGGUUUGAAGAUCAACUUGAGCAAUGGUUGUCUGAAGACUCAAGAACAUUUGCAGAUUCAAUUUCCCUUCCCCUCUAUCUUCCUCAGACUCUAGUGUCUCUUCCUCAGACUAUUGAGCCUAUUAUGAAAACAUCCAUAACUACUAGCCUGCAGGUGAGAAGAGAGGGAGCAAUUGCGGCUGUCAGAGACAACGGGAACAUCUCUGACCGAACGGCUGAAGUACCUGGAAAGGCUGAUCCAGAGGUCGAGGGAAGAGGAAGUUGCUUCUGAGCUCCAUCUCUCUGCACUGCUGGACAUGGUGGACAUUUGAGCAGCCUGACUUGCGGGAGGUGGGGGGUCAGACACCAGAAGAGUUUCUGUGUUUACUCAAAAUAAUGUUAUUCUCAGAUGCUUGAUGUACUGUUGGAAAUGUGAUUAUUAAUCAUGCAAAUAAACCACUUGAAAUAUCUA
Molecule: messenger RNA, 6192 nt
Organism: Carlito syrichta (Philippine tarsier)
Lineage: Eukaryota; Metazoa; Chordata; Mammalia; Primates; Tarsiidae
Gene: MCM3AP
Product: minichromosome maintenance complex component 3 associated protein
Exons: 28
Coding region: 103-6012 (1969 amino acids)
Biological process (GO): mRNA export from nucleus
Cellular component (GO): cytoplasm; transcription export complex 2; nucleus
Molecular function (GO): nucleic acid binding
Source: RefSeq, a predicted model, not a curated record